Molecule: messenger RNA, 6024 nt
Organism: Stegodyphus dumicola
Lineage: Eukaryota; Metazoa; Arthropoda; Arachnida; Araneae; Eresidae
Gene: Elys
Product: AT hook containing transcription factor 1 homolog
Molecular function (GO): protein binding
Source: RefSeq, a predicted model, not a curated record
AAAUCGCUCUGUUAGGCGGCACGAGGGACUGUGUUUUAUGCUUGGAAUAGUAUUUAUAAAUAUACGCAUGUAGUAUAGUAGGUCCGUGUACCUACUUGUUUUUAAAACUUGGAAGUAUUUUAAAAUAUAUAAUUAAUAAUCCCCUCCCGUAAAAUAUAAUUUUUCGAAACUUUUUUGAAAGUUGUUAAAUCAGUAGUAAAAAUGAAGUGUGAACUUGUACCAUCUGAGGUAUCCGAAAAAGUGCCUUUUGUGUUGCCAUCAUAUAAUUCUUCAAAAGAUGAAAGUAACUUAUGUGGCCGCAUUAGUAAAAGUGGCUCGUUCAUGUGGUUGGUGAAUAAUGCAAGUAUUGAUUUUUGCAAUACUAGAGGAGAAUGGUGUGGUGGCCAUAAUUUUGAACAAGCAUUGAAAAAUCCUUAUGCUAAAAUACUCGAUGGAGUAGAGUUUACUUCAGCUCAUCUACCAUUUCCAGUACUAGCUGUGGUUGUUAAUCAAGAUCAUGACAGUUUGAUUUGUGUUAUGAAUGCUAAUUCAAAAACUGUUGAAAGGGUUAUUCUCAUUCCAGAAAAUGUGACUUCUAUAGAUGUAUUAAGUGGAAGUGGAGGAGCUUGUCGGGACACACAUUAUUUAAAUCCGAGACUGAGAUAUAUGUUUGGAAUUGUAGCAGUAGGAACUGUAAAUGGUCACAUUUACUUACUUGAUUUAUGUUUGGAUGAAGAUUUCUCUUGUAAUGAAGACCUGCCUAAUAUAACUGCUGUCGUAAGUAAAAAGGACUUCACUGCACAGAGAAGAGAGAUUGCUAUAUCCAAGAAGCAGCAUGUUUUCAUGCGUCUGAAUGAUAAAAGUAUUCAGGAUGGUUGUUUUCAACUACAGAGUCGAAGCAAUACAUUGGGACGAUUUCCUUGUGAUGAUGUAUUUGUAACUGCAUUACAGUACAUUCACAGCUUGGCAACUUUAGCGGUUGGUUUCAGUUUUGGAGGUAUUCAAUUGUGGAAUCUUCAAGAUUUGUCUCUGCAGUUUACUAUAUCAACUUCUCCUCAUGAACAACCUGUAAUUUCAUUUGCAUUUCAAGAACCUGAGAAUGAUCCACGGAAUUUCUGCUAUUUAUGGGUAAUUAGUGGGCCUCUACCAGAAGAAACUAAACCUAAAGAAGUAACUGUUGCAUCUUUAUAUUCUUUUACUUACAACAAGAGAAAAUAUGAUGAUGAGUUUGGGAUGUUUUAUACAGAUCUCCAAAGCUGUAACAAGAGAUUUGAAUACCCUUUGACAAAUGAUCCCUUCAAGCCCUUGCAUUCCAACUCAUCUAUAGGAACUCGUCUCAUAUCAUGUCAAGCGGUGCAUCUGACUGAUUCUUCGCAGGCUACGGAUAUGAAAUCAGGAAAUGCAAGUGAAAGUUUAUCUGAAGAAACAAGUUUGUGUUUUUUCUCGUGGGAGGUGUGGUUUGAUGGUGAAACUUCCCCAUCAUCAUAUCAUUUGGUUGUAUUUGAUCUCAAUCAGUGGUAUCAAGCCCAGAUGCCAUUUCAUUUCAGGUGCGAUUAUGGUGAACUCAGUCCAUUUAUGGCUAUUUAUUCCCUGGAGACAGUUGCUCAAAAUCUUCACCGUGAGCCAGUUUUGGGCAUCUAUGCAGUUCCCCAAAAUAUAAAAAAAUUCAAGUCCCUGGCAGCAUCUGAAGAGUUUUUCUAUCCAUCUGCUUUGAGCUUUUAUAUUCUGUGUUAUUCUUCUAGUGGUUUGGUGAAAGCUACCUAUCGUGGCAUUCAAAGAUAUUUGCUGUCUGAAAUGGCCAAACUGGGUCCUCAAGUUUUAAUUAAUCCUAAGGAUAUGUAUUCAUCUUUGAUGGUAACUGGCUUGGUGGAUGCUUGCAGUGAUGCUGAUGCUGUGCCUUUGCUUACACAAAGAGAAACACUUUUACAACUAGCACUUGAAUAUCACUACCCAUAUUUCUUUGUGAAAUGUUUGAAAGAAUGGCGAUAUUCUGAUUCGGUGCAUGAAUGUUGUACCUCAAGAGCAUUAUUGAACUGGGUUUGGAAAAGUGUGAAAAAUAUUAAAAGCUCCAUUGACAAAUUAAGUUUACCACUGUUUAAUUGCUGUGGUUUUGAUAUUGAUGGAUCAUCAUUGAAACAUCUGUACUGUUACAAACGACAGUUAAAUUUUAUAGAUUCUGUAAUAUCUGCUUACCAGGAAUAUGUAACACCAAGAACAGAGCAAGGCAUUCAAGACUUACAGUGCAGAAAAGAUGUUGUCAACUCCAUCAAUUUAUAUCUUCAAGUGUUACUGUGGUUACGCUCUGUUCACAUUCUCCCGGAAGUUUGUGAAGGGGAGGAAGUUGAGGGAGCUAGUAUUUUGUAUCCCGUUAAUUCAUUAGUAGAAGCUUAUGCUCUCAGGCGAAGGCAACUGCAGAGUAUACAUAGUUCUAUAGGUUCAACUGAUAUCUUGCUUAUUGAUGGAUUAAUUGAAGAGGCUGAUGUUAGUAAUACCUGGCAAGAAAAGGGAGGGACAUAUACUUAUCCUCCGCCAAGUAUUUAUGCUGCUGUCAGCUGUUAUCUCGUCGAAAGUGUCAGUACCGAGUUGAUCCAUGCCAUACUUUAUUACCUGCUGCUUGACAUAUAUAAUUUUUCCUCUUCUAAUGGAAAUGAUUUGUCAGACAGUGGAUUAAAGAAAUUUCCCAUCAUAUUUGGUAUGUCUCAAAGUAUGGAAAAAUUGAUAGAAGCCUUUUGGUUUUUAGAUCGCCAAGAUUUUGAAGAAGCCAUAAACAGGUUUUUAAAUCCUGCCAUAAGAACUUCAGAUAUUUUACCAUGGCAACAUCAAAGGAUUAUCAAAUCCUUUUUAUAUUUAAGAGAACCUCAAAAGGCCCUUAAGUUCAUUGAUUACAUGGAUCCACCACAGAAUUCUGUAGAAGAAAUGAAAUUGUACUUAUCUGUUCUAUUGUCCCAUGGUGCAAUUACUCGAGCAUUUUAUUAUCAGAGAAAAAAGCAAAAUGGUCCACAGGCUGAGGAGCUGCUGAUACAUUUGUUUCGUGGUUGUCAAGAAAUGCAUAAAAUGAAAGAACUUCUCUAUAUGCCUAUGAAUACAUUUGAAUCAUCUUUGUUCGUGAAGUACCUGUCUGAGAAUGAAGAUUUUCGAGCUCAAGAAGUCUUGGUUAUCUAUCAUUUGCGGCACUGUAACUAUUCUGAAGCUUCUAGAGUGAAUGAGAGACUGUCACAUUGCCAACUGAGUGGAAAACCAUUCGCAUCAGAUAGGGCAGUUGACAGGGAUGCUCUUGUUGAAACCUAUCUAGCUGCUGUGCCAAGGGCUGAGAAACGACUGGUUGAAGAAAUUAAACGGCUGCCUUCCAGAACGUUUGAGAAGGCAGGCAAGUCCAACUAUGUUUUGCAACCUUUGUCACUUCCUAUAAGGCAAAGCUCUACUCAAGGAGAGACAUAUUCCGACUUCUUAAAUGCUCUGAUGUGUUCGGCUUCGGCUAUGUUCGCUCCGAGCCCAUGCAAUGCAGCUGAUUCCCAUUUUGCUCUUCCACACGAGAACAAAACUCCACUAAAAGCAAGGUCAGGAACCAGUUUCGAAGACUUUCCAUUUCUCCGACCUCCAGUCACUCCUGAAUGUGCAAGGCCAUCAGUGGAACCAAUGAGGGCGACUCCCAUACUGAAACGUAACUUAUCAUCUACUAAUUGUAAUGAAGAGUCAUCACCGACAAAAAAGUCUAGAUUACUGGAUAAUGCUACCUUCAAAGUUGGAUUAUCAUCAAAAAGGAGCAUACCCAAGAAUUUAGCUGGUGAUGUUGCCUCAUUGUUGCAGACUCCUCCGAUUCACAGGAAAUCAUCGAAAUUAGACAAAACCAGCAUCUUUCGUCAGAGUACCCCAGUGCCCCAAUCCAUUUUAAAGAAACCUACUCAAACGCCUAAGUGUAAGGAGAUUGAUUCACCUGUGCUGAGUUCUAUUUCUGGGUGGUCUGAAAAAGAUAAAGAAUCUGAUGAUGAACUUUUGCUGGAUACUUUAACAGAAAAUCCACUUAUAGCUGAUUCUGAAAAUCUUUCCAGACAAAUCAGAUUCAAUGUAACUGUAAAAGAUCAGAGUUCUGUCAAGGAAAGUACUAUACCCCCAGAAAUUGUUUCUGGUACAAGCAGUGAACAAGGCGAGCCAUUGAUGGAGAGCUCUAUUUCCCAAGUUGAAAAAUCCAAGAACUUAAGAUCUAAAUUAAAUGUUCACAUUUCCGAAGUAAAUGAAGGUAUUAUGCAGAGAAAAGCGCUGACUGAUUUAAAAAGACGGCAUUUGAAACUAGCAUCAGAAAAUAUUACUCCUGUUCCUCCAUCUGAAAGUGUACUUUCUGAGAAAAGCAUCAAUUCAAUAGAGUUCGUGGGAAGAAGUAUAGAGGUUGCUUCCAGUGCAUCAGAUUCACUUAGUAAUUUGCCUGAAUGCUUCCAUGAAGAACCAGUGUCGGAAGAAAAGAUAGCAAAGGUUACUGUUACAGAUGAGAAAAUGGAAUCUAAGCUCCCUGUUUCAUGUGACAUUGAAAUGUCUAGUUCUAUAAUGGGACAAGAAGAUUCUGUUUUCACAGCUCCACCAAGAAGGUCUUUUGUCAUCAGUCCUCGUCGUCCAUUAAGACAGAGUAAUAGUAUUUCACCACAGUGUGAGCAGGAUACAGAAGAAAAAACUAAAACAGACUCUUCAUUGAAGGAAAGAGCUGCCGAUCCAAUUAAAUUGGUUUUCAAUCCUGAUGAAGAGUGUAUGCAGAUGGAUAGUCCCGAAAGUGAUACCUUUUUUUCACCGAGUUCAGAUUUUGAUUUUGACACCCCGAGUUCUUCAAAGAAGCCCCAACCCAGAACUCAUUGCUCUUCUGUAGCAAAGAGCAUUGCAGUGUUUGAAAGAAAUGAGAUACGUCAGGAAAUUUUACAUUUCCUAAAAGAGGAAGAAUCAGUUCUUCCAAAAGGUGAAUUCAUUCCAUUUGAGAAGAAAACAGUGACUUCACAGCCCAAAAAAUUUGUUUUCAGAAAAAGUGUUUUCCCUCAAAGUAUUGAGACAGAGUUGCAAGAAGAACCUCAAGAAAGAAAAAAAGUUUCUUCUACCAAAGAAAGUGACAAAGAUGUAUCUGAGUCUAGAACAUCAUUUUGGCUUACCAGUGCAACAUCACAGACUUAUGAAGAAUUCUCCAGUACACUCAGAAAUCGUAUUCCUGAUUCAGGGAAAGAUGGUGAACAGGCAUUUGUAAGCAGUCCUACAGACAAUGAGUCUAAAGAAAAGUCGAAGGAAAUUUCAAAAGGAACAACUAAAGGAACUGAAGAAAGUGGUUCUGAUAAAACAUGCACUGAUGUUAAAAAGAAUGUGAAAGAGCCAUCGUCUGUUAGUACUCCAAGAUUACCCAAAAAGAAAGGAAAAGCAAAAGAUAAAAUUUCUAAGAAGACAGAAUUUUCCUUUGCUGAGCCACAUUCUCCAGCUGGACCCGAAAUCCUUGAAGCAUUGUCUUCGCCACCGGAUCACCCCGUGCCCACAUUUAUGUUCUCGCCUCCUCUGACGAGAGGAAGACUGCGGCAGAAGAGAUUAAGUGAAUCAAUGGAGAGUUCUUUUUCAUCAACUGCAUCUAAUGUUUCCUUCCAAGAGAAGAAACCUCCUGUGGAUGCCAUAUUAGAAAAAAUUAUGCAAGAGAAAGCACCAGAAUCCAAAGCUUUAACUGCUACAAAGCUGGCAAAAUCAAUAAAGAAGAAAGCCAUAGCAAAGAAAACCAAUAGGUUGCACCCCAUUCUAGAAUCAUCUGAUGGUUCUUCCAUACUGGACAAAUCUUCAAUGAAUCAAAGUAAAAACCUUUCGCAAUCACCAUCCAUGCAUUCAAUGGUUCUGAGACAAGGGAAAGUGAAAAAGAAAGCAGGGAAUGUUUCUUUCAGCUCUAUGCAAUAGAAGGAAUCAUAAAAUAAUUGGGCUUUCAGCUUGCUGAAACCAAAUGCUGUCUGUAAUUUUCUGUAUAUAUUACUAUAUGUAUUUUAUUGUAUUUUAGGAUUUUGGUGUUUUGUUUAGAAAUAUAUAAAAAAAAUUCCUAGAAAA